This is a messenger RNA of Cuscuta epithymum, 721 nucleotides long. Lineage: Eukaryota; Viridiplantae; Streptophyta; Magnoliopsida; Solanales; Convolvulaceae. The record is from the annotation of a GenBank genome assembly.
GGCCUAUUCCGCGUUUCUAAGCAACCAACUUCCGGCCACUCUGCCCGGAGUUAUCCGGACGGAGUACAUCUCCGGUGACAGAGUUGGGGCAGAGCCCCCGGCGGAAUUUCAUCAUCUAACAGCAAUGAGGCUUGUCAUCCGCGGAUUCCUCCCCCAAGAUUCACUGCUCAUAGCCCCGUCCAUGGCAUCCGGCGUCAUUCGUGGUGGGUUACCGUGGGGCACUUCGAUAAUCUUUUACAACACGAACAUGGAAGUGGUCUUUCAUCAAGGUCUGUCGCCCAGAAUAGAGAACGCACAAACCUUGCAAGUCGUACUCCUAGCAUCUUGGUUAAAGUUCUACGGCUUGGAGGAAGACCUCACUGUUGCACUGGUCAGGGGGGUAUACCACACCGGGCAGAUUCCGGCCGUUCUGCCCGGAGUGAUCCGCAUGCGCUACGUCUUGGACGAUGACAGCUUUGGCACAGGGCCGCCCCUCCAUUUAGAUGAUCUAGCUGCCGUCGAGUUGGUGAUUGAGAGAGUCCUAUACAACAUAUUCGGUUUUUGAUUUUGGAUUCGUAUAUACUUCUUGUUGCAUGCAGAUCGAAGAGUACGUUUGUGUGUUUCAUAGAGUUUCUACAUAUUUUUUUUUGGAAAAUUUUAUGGUACCUAUGUGAAACGGUAUGUACCCGUACAAACUCCACAUGUCACGUAUGUAGAACAAGGUAAGGAUAUUGCAAUUUAA